Molecule: messenger RNA, 1068 nt
Organism: Peronospora matthiolae
Lineage: Eukaryota; Oomycota; Peronosporomycetes; Peronosporales; Peronosporaceae
Source: the annotation of a GenBank genome assembly
AUGAGCGAGACGGGAGGCACAUGGAGCAAAGAGGCGGUCCUCCAGGCCUUCGAAGAGGCCGGGAACCUCAAGUUGCUCGAACAUAUCAAUCUAUCGAACACAGAAAAGUGCACGGAGCAAGCUCCUGCCUACAUCUUUUACAUGCGGGGCCUCCAGUGCUCGCGCGACCCGCGUCUAGCUUACCACUUCUGGGCCAACUAUGCUGGUCGCCACCAGUUCCAUCUCUUUACGAGCCAGCGCAAGAGCGAGUGCAUAAACGCCUCCAUCUAUCUCUUUGUGCCGGACUUGGACGCUCUUGAGAAGAGCCUGGCGUCCGUUGCGGACGAACUGCAGGACACGCAGUUCGCCUUUGAGCGCUUCAAUCGCGGCGCGGAGACGACGCGUGAGUACCCGCAGGAGAAAUGGCACGAGCUGUUGGAUACGAUGAAGUACGAUCACCUCAAGGUGAAUGACCCGUAUGGGAACGAGUUGCGGCUCCACGUGACGCCUCGCAAUUACCACUCAAUCAACAUGUCAUUAGGGAAGACGUUGCCGGUUGCGAACGACACGGAAGGGGUGGCUCAAGGUCUCCCGUUUCUGCUGUACCCAUGUCGACCUGGCAUCGCCCAAGGCAUUUCACGCUUCUUUGAGCACUACUUGGGUGCCAAGACGGUCGUUUCGAAGAAGGAGGGCACUGAGAAGCUCUACCGCACAUCGGUAUUCUGUGGCCCGCUGCAAACGAUCGUCUUUGAUGAGCAGGAGGCUCAGCGGGACAAUAAGGGCGAGUACGACGGCCACCACGUGUGUAUCCACAUUGACCGCUUCAAGGAGUUCUACGACAAGGCGCACAAUGAUUCCAUGCAGUGGAACAACGAGCUGUUCUUUGACCGUUGCCACACCUGGUUGGAGGCCAACCGUGACCAGCAGUACCGUAUCUUGCACUUGGUUGACCCACUCGACAGGAAGUUUCUCAUGUCAUUUGAAAUGGAGAUCCGCUCGACGCAACACUUUCGCUAUCUCAUCCACCGCCGCGACGUAACUCCAGACGAGGAAGCUGCAAACGAGGUGCUCCGCAAGAAGAACUUGUAG